CAUCUCAUUUCUUUACGCUGAAAUGCGCUUCCGUCGAGCUUUUAUUUUGAAGGACGCAGACUGGAAAUCCAACUCGGUCUAUAUAAGUGGUCUUGACGGGUCUGAACUAAUCCAAGUGUCAGCUUUGAGACAAGCACAUCGGCAGGUCGCGACGUCCCGGUCCAGUCUGUGGAGGGUGUGCUGCGAACCGAACCCAGACCUCAUCCAGAACCAACUCGCUGCUUUUAGUUCUGUUGGUUCACCGCGAGACGACAAGUAUCAUUUUGGGACGCGGAGGGCAGAAACCAAGCCAGGCGCUCGCAGUGACAGUUACAGAAGUGACGGAGAGGUUCAGGUUCACCUCAGCAUGACGUCAGCCACCUGCACCAGGUUCACCGACGAGUACCAGCUGUACGAGGAGCUGGGCAAGGGAGCCUUCUCUGUGGUGAGGAGGUGCAUGAAGAUCUCCACAGGCCAGGAGUACGCUGCUAAAAUAAUCAACACCAAGAAGCUCUCUGCYCGAGAUCAUCAGAAGCUGGAYCGGGAGGCCAGGAUCUGCCGCCUGCUUAAACAUCCCAACAUCGUUCGACUUCAUGACAGCAUAUCAGAGGAGGGAUUCCAUUAUCUUGUCUUUGACCU
Molecule: messenger RNA, 618 nt
Organism: Austrofundulus limnaeus
Lineage: Eukaryota; Metazoa; Chordata; Actinopteri; Cyprinodontiformes; Rivulidae
Product: calcium/calmodulin-dependent protein kinase type II delta 1 chain
Biological process (GO): protein phosphorylation
Molecular function (GO): ATP binding; protein kinase activity
Source: RefSeq, a predicted model, not a curated record